ACUAUUGUUGCCUGGCAACAGCAAACCCGGCGGGUUGCAGCCCCGGGUGGCAAAACGGCUCGGGUGAACCCCCUGCGCAGGUGUUGCAGGGGAGGGGCCGCGAACCCGGCAGGGAAGUGAGCUAGGAGGUGAAGCAGCCUCGGUCUACUGUUGCAGGGCGACGACGGCGGCAUGUGCGAGGGCCCGUCCCGCAUCUCGGGACCCAUCCCCCCAGACCCUACGCUCUGUCCUGACUACUACCGGCGAUCGGCCUCGGCUCAAGGGCGCCUUGAGGGAAACGCGCCGAAGCUGAACCUGUUGACAUUGGACCUGGACCAGGACGCCACCCCUCCCCGCGGCCCCCGCAUCGGUCCCGGAGCCCGAGAGAUCCUGGAGAGUGGCCGGCAUGGCGUGGGGGGCGUGUUGCUGCAACUCGGGGAUAUCUCUCUAGGCCCAGGGGCCUCUCCCAAGAGAAAGGACCCUAAAGACCAUGAGAAGGAGAACCUGAGGAGGAUCAGAGAGAUCCAGAAGCGCUUCCGUGAGCAGGAGCGCAGCCGGGAGCAGGGCCAGCCCAGGCCCCUGAAGGCUCUGUGGCGCUCUCCCAAAUAUGACAAAGUGGAGUCUCGUGUCAAGGCCCAGCUGCAGGAGCCCAGCCCUGUCUCUGGGACAGAGCCUGCCCACUUCCUACGGGCGCAUUCCCGCUGCGGCCCUGGGCUCCCACCACCCCGUGUUCCCAGUCCCCAGCUAACCCCAUCAGGUCCCAAUGCUAAGGGACCAGGCCUGGGUGUGGACUUCAUUAGCCACAAUGCCCGCACUGCCAAGAGGGCCCCCCGGCGGCAUUCCCGCUCACUGCAGGUCCUGGCACAGGUGCUGGAGCAGCAAAGGCAAGCCCAGGAACACUACAAUGCCACACAGAAGGGCCAUGUGCCCCAUUACUUGUUGGAGCGCAAGGAUCUGUGGCGGCAGGAGGCAGAGGCCCGCCAGCAUAGCCAGCCGGACCCUGCCAUGCCCCCUGGCCACACUCGCAUGCCUGAGAACCAGCGGCUAGAAACACUGAACAAUCUACUCCAGAGCCAGCGCCAGCUGCUGCGUGAGCUGGUGUUGCUGCCUGCUGGUGCAGACUCACUGAGGGCUCAAGGCCACCGUGCUGAGCUGGACCGGAAGCUGGUGGAGGUAGAAGAGGCCAUCAAGAUCUUUUCCCGCCCCAAGGUCUUUGUGAAGAUGGAUGCCUGAGCCCUUUUAUGGGAACAGUGAUGGAGAUCCUCACUGAGGAUCGCCACAUGGUUGCAAAGAGGGUUGGGCCGCAUCACAGAGUGGAGUCCGAAGACAGGAGCAGUGGAGCGGGCAGUAUCCCCAGAGCACUCUUUCCAGACACUGGUGG
This is a messenger RNA of Equus caballus (horse), 1360 nucleotides long. It is a transcript of the gene ENKD1, whose product is annotated as enkurin domain containing 1. Gene Ontology annotation, cellular component: cytoplasmic microtubule. Lineage: Eukaryota; Metazoa; Chordata; Mammalia; Perissodactyla; Equidae. The record is from RefSeq and is a predicted model, not a curated record.